Sphaeroforma arctica JP610 is the source of this 2127-nucleotide messenger RNA. RefSeq lists its product as hypothetical. Gene Ontology annotation, biological process: heme biosynthetic process. The record is from RefSeq and is a predicted model, not a curated record. Gene Ontology annotation, molecular function: 5-aminolevulinate synthase activity; pyridoxal phosphate binding. The coding region runs from base 322 to 2001 and encodes 559 amino acids. Lineage: Eukaryota; Ichthyosporea; Ichthyophonida. The transcript is spliced from 4 exons. Gene Ontology annotation, cellular component: mitochondrion.
CUCACAGUAGUGGCCUGAAGCCUAACUGUCCACCGUGACCUUCAGUCCAGUCCACACACCACAGUCACAGCAAUGAACUAAAAAAAGUGCUCGUCCUGAUUUCCGAGAACGUUCUGAGCCUAUUUACAAAUGAUAAUAGCGGGUACACCCGCGAAAUUUCAAAUCAGUACAGACUGGUGCCAACACAUUAUCCAGUGAGGUAGUUGUUGCCCGAAAAGCGAUUCUUAUUACUUUAUCAGAUUCGUUAUACACUAUAUAAUACAUAUAUCUUCCGGUUUACUUAGCUUAAUAGGUAUAAUCCUCAUCAGAACGUCUGCCGUCAUGUCUGCCUCUAUGAUCCGCUCAUUCGGCCGUCACUGCCCCUUCAUGAAACGCACUGGUACCGCUGUACCCGCUCAGACGCACCAGCUCAACGCACUUGUCAGUCGCUGCCCCAUCAUGCACAAGGCUACUCUCUCAGUUAACAGUGCCGCAUCCGAAGCCGUCGUUGCCGAGCCAGUUUCUGACCCUAUCACGCCUACGCCAUCUGUGGAGCACCUUUUGGAGCCUACCGUGUUUGACGCUGCAGCGAAGGAAAAAGCACAUGAGGCAUAUCAAAACCUCAAACGUACUCAUCCUGAGCACGUACAGCACCUAAGCGCCUGCCCAGUUGUGGGCGAGGAGUGGGCGAAGCUUCAGAAUGUCGACGCUAUUCUGCGCUCAGAUGUAAUUCCUUCAGCCUUUGACUACGAGAAUUUCUUUGAGAAGAAGAUCAAUCAAAAGAAGGAUGACAACUCGUACCGUGUGUUUAACAACAUCAAUCGCUUGGCCAAGAACUUUCCUCGGGCCGAGGGUAAGGAGAAGGAGGACAUAACUGUGUGGUGUGCCAAUGAUUAUUUGGGCAUGUCCAGACACCCUGUAGUGGUCGACACUAUGCGGGAUGUGCUGCUUAGACACGGGGCUGGGUCUGGAGGUACUCGUAAUAUCAGCGGCAACACACGCUUCCAUCAUGCGCUAGAAGAUGAGCUUGCAGACUUGCACCGGAAGGACGCAGCGUUGGUGUUCACCUCGUGUUAUGUGGCCAAUGAUACCACGCUCCAGACACUGGCGAAGACUUUGCCUAACUGCGUAAUUCUGAGUGACGAACAGAAUCACGCAAGCAUGAUUGCGGGUGUGGUGAAUAGCCGGGCUGAGAAGAUUAUUUUUAAGCACAACGACCCCGUUGAUUUGGAGAAGAAAUUGGCUGCCCUUGACCCCAUGCGGCCAAAGAUCGUGGCUUUCGAGUCUGUAUAUUCAAUGUCCGGAGCCAUAGCACCUAUCGAAGAGAUCUGCGACGUAUCACACAAAUAUGGUGCACUCACUUUCAUUGAUGAGGUCCACGCAGUUGGUAUGUACGGACACAGGGGUGCCGGUGUAGGCGAGCAACUGGGAGAUCAUGUGAUGGACAAGUUCGAUAUCGUUACUGGAACUCUGGGCAAGGCUUAUGGUGUUAUCGGUGGGUACAUCGCCGGUUCUGAGCGACUAGUAGAUACUGUGCGUAGUUAUGGGUCUGGAUUUAUCUUCACCACUUCACUUCCUCCAGCUGUGACCGCUGGAGCGCGUGCGAGUGUCGCAUACUUAAAGAAUAGUCAGGUAGAGCGUAAUGGUCAGAGACAGCACGUACGCGAGCUUAAGACACGAUUGAACGAGCUGGGUGUGCCUAUGGUAGAGAGCCCUGGGCAUAUUGUACCAAUCUGGGUCGGCGACGCCAAGAUCUGCCGGUCCAUCUCGGACAAGUUGUUGCAGAAACACAACAUAUACGUGCAGAGUAUCAAUUAUCCAACUGUGCCCAUGGGCCAAGAACGUCUCCGUGUGACCCCUACUCCCGCUCACUCCACCGAUCUGCUAGAUACGUUCUCAGAGGCUUUGUUGGAUGUCUGGAAUGAUGCCGGUCUCUCUUACUUAGCGCCUAAUUCUCAGACAUGCACAAGGAGCAUGAUCAAUCCAAUCACCGCACGUCCUCUGACUGCUGAGGUCUAUUAAGGGCGACGGGGACCACGGAUUGAACCGUAAAUAAUAUGUAGAAAUAAGUCUACAAGCGAGUAAAUAGAUUCGUGAAAACAUUCGGCAUAUGUUAUUAUAAAAUUAAAGUCAACCACAUUCACUUUA